This is a messenger RNA of Silurus meridionalis, 1694 nucleotides long. It is a transcript of the gene hormad1, whose product is annotated as HORMA domain containing 1. Lineage: Eukaryota; Metazoa; Chordata; Actinopteri; Siluriformes; Siluridae. The transcript is spliced from 15 exons. The coding region runs from base 213 to 1301 and encodes 362 amino acids. The record is from RefSeq and is a predicted model, not a curated record.
GAAAAUCGCCUGCAAAUGCAAAUAAGCAGUCAUCAUUUAAAUUAAGCAUUAUUGAUAAGUCGAAUACAAGAGAAUGAAGAUCUAUGAAGUAUAUUUUGUAAUGAGCUUCUUGCAAAAGGACCCUUGAAGGGGUCGUGAAGCGAAAGUUAGCUUUCUAACGAAGUUAAUCACACAACCAGACCAACGAAUUUGCAGUCGUCCGUCUUAUCACCAUGGCCUGUGAACAACGCUUGCGGUCCCAUCAGAGAUCUACACAGAUGCUGCCACGUUCAGUUGCCACCGAGCAGCAGUCUCUAGUGGUUGUUAAAAAAUUACUAGCAAUUGCUGUUUCCAGCAUAACCUACCUCCGAGGUCUUUUUCCAGAAAAAGCAUAUGGGAGUAAAUAUGUUGAGGAGCAGAAAGUGAUGAUUCUUCGAGAGGAGCGGACUUGCCCUGGUGCUAGUCAGAUUGUUCAGUGGUUGCAGGGAUGCUUUGAUGCUCUUCAGAAGAGAUACCUCCGUGUGAUUCUAUUAUCUAUGUACUCUGAUCCAGAACACCCAGAGGAAGUAACAGAAUGCUACCAGUUCAGGAUUCAGUACACUGAAAAGGGGCCUCGGCUCGAUUUUGAAAGCAAAAGCCAGAAGAAUGUGACUAAGAUGGACUGCAACGACAUGAAGAAAGCAAGUAUUCUGUUGGUGCGUAAACUGUACACACUAAUGCAGAACCUCAGCCCACUUCCAGAUAGUGUGUGCCUCAACAUGAAGCUCUCCUACUAUAAUGAUGUGACUCCACAGGACUACCAGCCACCGGGUUUUAAAGAGGGUGAAAACGACAUGCUGGUCUUUCAGAAAGAGCCGGUGAAUCUGACCAUGGGAGAAGUUAUCACGCCUUUUCAUACUCUAAAAGUGGAUGUGACCACCGAGCGAGAGAGACUGGAACAGGUAGAUGAUGAGCCGAUAUGUGCCCGAGAUAGAUGGACUUUGAACAUAAAUGAAGAACUGAAGUGUGGGUCAAAGGUUGAGCAGCAUAAAGAAAAUGUUGUUAUUGACACUGGCAUUGAGAACUCAGACCUGAGCAAAGAGGAGAUGUUGGAGAAUUCACAGUUCAUGGCAGACACGCUUGUAAAGAAAACAGCUGAGCUCGAUGUGACUACCAGGAAAACAAGGAGUGGACGAGUGAUCAACUACUCAGAAAGUAAAGAUACACUGCCUUCAUCCACAGAAAAGAAACCGGUUUCUCAGUUUCAGUUUCCUCUUAGUCAAGACCCUGUGCCUGCUGCUCCAAAGAGGCGCAAGUUCAGUGUCCCUAAAGAAAACCACUGACACACUGCUACAAACAAAACAGUGGAACCAAACUGCUGGAACAUAGAAAAUAUUAGCCUACAUUGUAUAUGGUAUAUAAAAAUAGCUGAGGUAGUUUUGUCUCUCUGGACAUGUAGCAUGAAAUUCUAAAAAACUCUUUUGUUGGCACUAAUCAGUAUAUUACUUAAUAGAACUUUCAUGGCUUGUUUAAUCGGUGAUAUGUUGGUUUUUACAUGUUAACUAAGUCAAAUCUGUUUAAAUGCAUACAAAUAGCAACAGUUUUCAUUUUAACAAUUGGUUUGAUACCAGCAUGUAUUGUUUAUUUGAAUUCUAAAUGCAUACUUACUUGUUUUAAUAUUAAUGUAGUUCAGACUUUUGAAAAAAAAAAAUAUAUAAAUAUAUUUCUGUGAUCAA